UUUGUUUGUUUUUUCCCUAAAAAAAAAAGAUGAAGGGGAGGUGGAGAGGAAGUGGAAAUCUGCUAAAUCUGGGCUGUUUUGAAGAGCUUGAAGUUACGCUGCAGAGCCUUGCACUGGCUCUUGGCAUCAGCUGCAGUUUACAACAUAAGGUCCAGAAUUAGCUAGUUCUGCGUGUGAAGCGAGAAGAUGAGCUAUCGGGGAUAAACUUCCAGGCAGCAAAACACUUCUCGGAGUUGGGAAACGAUGCAUCUGAAAGCCAGCUCCCUCUAAUCUCGUGGGUUUGCUGAAUCCUAAUGCAAGCCGCUGGGGGUAUUCUGGCAAUCCUGCUGGUUUUCAGCCGCCUGUACAAGUAAAACUCUCGACAAAUGUAAACUUUAGAGGCUCUGUUAUUUACUCUGCGAUAAGUUGCUGAGCAAAUACUAGCUUUUGGUUCACAUCGCACACAAAGUUCCCGGUAGGCUGGGGGCUCUACCGAGGGAAGAGGUUCUCGGAGCCACCGAAAGAAAAAGAAACGGACAGACCUUAUUUGGCUUAUCUUAGCAAACAUGCUUAUAAAUUCUCUUCUCUAUCCACCAGGAGUUCAGCCAGAAUGAAACUGGUUCACGUAGCCCUGCUCUAUCUCGGCUCUGCGACCUUCUUCGGGGUGGAUGCUGCAAGGGUGGACGUAGCGACAGAGUUCAAAAGAAAAUGGACGAAAUGGGCACUGAGCCGAGCCAAGCGGGACGUGAAGCCCUCGGGCGCGCUCCGAGCUCUGGGAGCAGCCGCCGCCGUGCAGCCACUCGUACGGCCCCAGGACGUGAAGGAGGAUCCCCGCGUCUCGCAUCCCAGCAGCCGGGAGGAUGCUCACAUCCGCGUCAAGCGCUACCGCCAGAGCAUUAACAGCUUCCCCCACUUUCAAGCCAUCCGCACGGGGUGCCGCUUCGGGACGUGCACGGUGCAGAAGCUGGCCCACCAGAUCUACCAGCUGACCGACAAGGAUAAGGACGGCGCCGCCCCCGUCAGCAAGAUCAGCCCCCAGGGCUACGGCCGCAGGCGGCGCUCCCUGCGCUCCCCCCGGACUCUGCGGGCGCUCCCCCGCGCACCCGCGCUGGGGGUGUGAGCGCCUCGGCCGGCUGCACUCAGGCACAGACACCCCGGGAGCUCGUGGAGGACUCGCGGAGAGCGUCCGUUCGGGCGGGACCCCGGCGCGCCCUCCCGGGGCCGGGGGCGGCGGGGCAGCGAGGACCGGCGGGACGCGCCGCCGGUGGUGCCGCCGCCGAGGGAGCUGUGAGAGCCCCGCCGGGGCGCUCCCGGUCUCCUCGCCCUCCCCGGGCGAGGCCCCGCCGCCGCCGCCUGGGGCUGGAAGGCGGCCGCCCCUCGCGCCGUGCUCGCCGCCGGGGGCCGGGACCGGGCCUUCGUCGCCGGGAGGCUGCGCCCUGCGCUGCCCGGCUCCGGCCGCCCCGAGGAGGGGCGCUCGGGGGAGCCCCGCAGCCGGCCCCCGGGCAGGCCAGGUCGCCCCCACCUGCUCUACCCUCUGCGCUAUCUGCACCCGGCAGGGAAUCGGACACUCACUAGUCCCUGCGGGGACUGCGAUAUACUUGAACGUCACAGAGAGGAAAAGUGCAAUUGUACGUGGUUUUUGUUAAUUAUGUGCGGUGCGGUGUGUGUGGAUCAUGAGAUACGUAUCGAUAUUUAAGAUUGUCCUGUGUCAUGUCCUGUUUGUAUCUUUUUUGGAAAAUAUAUUUUAUUUUUAUACGUUUAUAUAUAUAUAUUGCAUAUGGGCAUUUUAAAACAUUGUAACCCCUCUAUUUUUCAUAUCGUGAAUGUCAAACGUUGUUAAACUCUUUUUCCAUACCUUUUUUAUCUCGCAUUCCAGACUGGUGAAAGAUGUAGAGAAUGUAUCAGCUGUUCUCCAUGGGUAAUAUGUGAAAUAAAGUAAACACUAUUACGUAAA
Molecule: messenger RNA, 1933 nt
Organism: Cygnus atratus (black swan)
Lineage: Eukaryota; Metazoa; Chordata; Aves; Anseriformes; Anatidae
Gene: ADM
Product: adrenomedullin
Exons: 3
Coding region: 590-1099 (169 amino acids)
Biological process (GO): positive regulation of heart rate; adrenomedullin receptor signaling pathway; adenylate cyclase-activating G protein-coupled receptor signaling pathway
Cellular component (GO): extracellular region
Molecular function (GO): adrenomedullin receptor binding; hormone activity
Source: RefSeq, a predicted model, not a curated record